Molecule: messenger RNA, 2002 nt
Organism: Frieseomelitta varia
Lineage: Eukaryota; Metazoa; Arthropoda; Insecta; Hymenoptera; Apidae
Product: nose resistant to fluoxetine protein 6-like
Exons: 10
Coding region: 33-1592 (519 amino acids)
Molecular function (GO): acyltransferase activity, transferring groups other than amino-acyl groups
Source: RefSeq, a predicted model, not a curated record
UAUUUCUUUGAUUCAUCUUGCUUUUGUACAUCAUGUAUUUCAGAGGAGUCGGAGGUGCAAUACUAAUCCUGAUGCUCGGCGCGACCAUCUACGAGUACAGAAUACAAUCAAAUGUUAACGACGUGGAAUCAUCCAGCGUGUCGAAUAACAACGAGAGGCUCAACAAUUUUCCCAACAAAAAUCUGAACCAAGAUCGGGAAGCGAUCCAAGAGAACGGGGAGGAGCUGAUCGAGAAGGAGAAGAACUUGCAAAAAGAACUGCCCGAUCAUUCUGAAAAGGAAAGCAAGAAAGGCUUCUUGCUAAUGUGUCUGGCAGCCUUUAAUCCCAUCGCGAACGGCAGCAAAAUUAUCAGCACCGAACCCGCCGCGACAGAUAGCCUGACUUGUCUACAUGGGUUACGAGUGUUUUCAUUGGGAUGGGUGGUCAUGGUGCACACCUAUCUUCAAGUCUUUUCCAUUGCUGAAAAUAAAACCUUGCGAUUGGUGACAGAACGAAAUUUUAUGUUCCAAACGAUUAGCAACGCCACCUUCUCCGUAGACACAUUUUUCUUCAUCAGCGGCUUGUUAGUUACGAUUCUCUUUUAUCGAUCUUCUGGAAGCUUGAAGAACGAUAAAGGCAUUUUUUGGAGGACAUGCUUCACCAAAUUUAUCAUCAUGAUCCUCUACAGAUUUAUCAGAUUGACACCGGCGUAUCUUUUUGUCCUGGGAAUAAACGAGAUCGCUAUCAAGUAUGUGUUAUCAAGAACGGUGUUCUCACCAGUGGUCAUCGAUCAUCUGACGUGUGAGAAGUUCUGGUGGAGAAACGCGCUGUACAUCAACUCGCUUUAUCCUCGCACCGAAAUGUGUAUGCUGUGGAGCUGGUACAUGGCGAACGAUACACAGUUUUACGUUCUCGGUAUACUAUUGCUUCUCUUAUCGAUCAAAUAUUUGAAGACCGUCAUCGUUGUGAUUUUCUUAUUGAUCGUCUCUUCAUGGUUUACUACCUUCUCCGUCGCUUACGCCAACGAUUAUGUUGCCAGAAUCCAAGAGCCAUUUGCACUUUUCGACGAACUGUACGAUAAACCUUGGCUAAGAGCUGGACCCUACUUCGUCGGCAUUAUCACUGGUUACAUUCUGUUCAAAACAAACUGCAAACUGAAAUUGCCUCUGAUCGCACGAACGAUCGGCUGGAUGUUAUCAACUGCCAUAAUGUUCUCGGUAGUUUACGGUUUAUAUCCCGGAAAUUUAACCGUGCCGAUAAGUUCCGCGUAUGCCGCCUUAGGACACACCGCCUGGGCGAUUGGUGUAUCCUUCAUCGUGAUUCAAUGCUGCACCGGGUACGCUAGAAUGAUCGACAGUCUGUUGUCGCUCAGACUGAUAUAUCCGCUGUCGAGGUUGACUUACUGCGCGUAUUUGGUGCAUCCUGUCAUCAUGGUGCUUACUAUUAACAAAAUGGAUGGCUCGUUACACCUUCACAACAACAUUGUGCUGAUUCUCUACUUCGGAAAUCUGGUUGCCUCCUACUUGGUGUCAUUCUGCAUUUCCAUCGCGUUCGAAGCACCCAUCGUCAAUCUGCUCAAGAUCGCUUUUAUAUCGAAGAGGAGGAUAAGGUAGAGAACGACGUGGUGUAUCGUGCGAUCGACAGGUAAAAUCGUAGUCUUCCGACGAAGGGAAAAUUGUCCCCGACUCUCUGGUUGAUAUUUUCGGAAUGAAGAUACAAGCCGCUUCCGUGGAUCUGCUUCACUUGACACGUUACACACAACGGCGUGAUUUUAUAAUUUAGACGACGCAAUGUCGAUAUAAUUUCAUCGUACUUCAAAGAAAUAUUUUCGCGAAGCCGUUUUCAUAAAGUAUAAAACAAAGACAAGUACAACGCUGAAUAUAUCAAAUAUAUUUCUUGUUGAACGCUCAAUUGGAAAGCAUAUUCAAUUUAUAUUCCCGCUGAAUGAAAAAAAGAAGACAACAGUUUAACAUGCAUUUGACUCUUGUCAAAAAGUGUUUUCAUUAAAUACUCCUGAAACGAA